Molecule: messenger RNA, 2871 nt
Organism: Ruditapes philippinarum (Manila clam)
Lineage: Eukaryota; Metazoa; Mollusca; Bivalvia; Venerida; Veneridae
Product: disintegrin and metalloproteinase domain-containing protein 10-like
Exons: 11
Coding region: 483-1640 (385 amino acids)
Biological process (GO): membrane protein ectodomain proteolysis; Notch signaling pathway
Cellular component (GO): plasma membrane
Molecular function (GO): metalloendopeptidase activity
Source: RefSeq, a predicted model, not a curated record
GGAAAACAACACAUCUGUUUUAUGCCGAGACGAUCUUAAAGGACAAGUCCUGCUCAACAAGUUUGCCGAUGAAGAAGAAGAAGAAAGUCUAUCUGAUUACGAUUAUUACUAUAAUCAUGAUUUUCAUGAUGCUGAUUACCAAGGAUAUGCUGCAUACAAAGAUGACGAAUAUCUAACAACAGAAUCAAAGUAUUGUUUGUCUUUCCUUAUCACAGCUAGAGUGUUGUAUAUCAACAGAAGUCCUCUUCUUGGUUUAGCAUUUCAGCCAUCAAAAGACAAAGAUGGGGGAAUAUGUUCUAACAUAAACAAUGGAUUCAUCACAUUAUUUCAAGAAACUACACAAGCAUUACCAGCAAUGGUUACACAAUUGGUGUUUACACACGAAGUUGCACAUGCAUUUGGCGCACUACAUGACACUAUGCAGGAAUGCGCAGGUUUUAAUCUGAAAGAGGAACCAGUCGACGGCUUUUAUUUGAUGCAUAAUGUCGCACAACGCGGAGACAAACCAAAUCACCAUAAACUAUCACCUUGUAGUCUUAAAUAUAUAUCAAGAGCGCUGUCUAUGGAACAAAUCAACAACUUGUUUUACUGGUAGUGAGUUACCAUAUUGUGGUAAUGGUAUAGUUGAAGACGAGGAGGAAUGUGACUGUGGUAACGACUGCUAUACAGGUAAAGAUGCUUGCUGUCAUUCCCAUAAUGCAACUGAGGGUUUAAGAUGUAUGCUUAAAGCUACGGCACAAUGCAGUCCAAGUCAAGGACCAUGUUGUGACAGCAGUACUUGUCAGUUUAUAAAUAAAUCAGAGAAUUUUGUGUGUCAGAACUCUAAACCAUGUGUCGACGAAUUAUACUGCCAUGGAGAGAUGUACGGUCAUAAGUGCCCACCGCCACGUUUAGAUCAACAGCGAGAAGACGGUUUUAUAUGCAGCAGAAAUGGCCGUGUUUGUGACGCAGGGAGCUGUAACGCGUCGAUAUGUAAACUGAUACAAUGGCAAGAAUGUUUGAUGUCCAAUGACAAUGAAAACCUUACUAUUCAACAGAAAGAGGAGCUAUGUUACAUUGGCUGUCGGAGACGACGGUCUGAUGAGUGUAUCAGUUCACACGAUAUAGACAAGGUUAAACAACAUCCUGAAUUCAUGGCCUUGUUAUCAAAUAUUUCAAGCAAUUCAACAAUUCGUCCCGUACAGCUUCCAACUGGCACACCUUGUAACAAGGACACUGGCUAUUGCGACGUACAAAAACGGUGUCAAGUUGCUGGACCUGAUACACCAUUGCCUAGAAUGAAACAUUGCCAUCCUGGUACUAAAUGUGAAGGGAACAUUGUAUCUACUUUAAGACAUUAUUGGUGGGCAAUCUUGCUAGCAGGUGUCGUCGUAUGUAUAUUUCUGUUCUUCAAACUAUUCAAGAGGUUUUCUGUUCAUACAAAAAGUAGCAACCGAGACAUAGACUUUCAACGAAAUCCUCAUAAAACAUUACAUCAGUCAGACAAUCGCGAUGAUGUGAAACAUACUAAGGACAGAUUAUUAUCUUCAUUUAAAAUUGUUAGAGCACUUUGGAAGCGAACGUAUACAGGACCUGGUCAUAGUAAUUCUGAAUUGAAUACCUUUGGCGAGGAGUUAGAAGCGUUGAACAACAACCCAUGACCUUAGGUCGUAGCAGUGCAGGAAUAUCAUCAGUAACUUUAUUGAAAAAUAUAAAAAAAGGACAGAAAAAGACAUACGGCAUAAAUUGUGUAAAAAGAAGUAACAAUAUUAAUAUGAAGAAAUUGUGGUUUUAUGCAAGUGUAAUAAUACAUUAUUAAUUGAUUUACAUUUUGAAAUAAACAAAUUUCAUUUAUGUUGAGAUCGUGUGCAGGAAACAUUAUGGUUUUGUUAGGCUAGCAAAAUGCGUUUUCUCAAAUGACAGAAAGAAUUGAUCCGUGCCCAACUUGGUCACUUAAAUAUUUCUUCAGUAGACAUUAUUACUGUUCGUGCUUAAUCGACAGUGCUUCAAAAUAAGCUACAAAUAGUUUAUAUCAACAAUCAUAUUCAUUUUGUCACAUUAAUGGAUUUUCUGUAGCUCUGUAUAAGUGGUGUGAGUAAGCCAAAUGAAAGUGUUGUCAUUGUGUGAUGACCGGUUGGAUUUUCUUCUUAUUUUCAUGAUAAUUAGUCAACACCUGUUGUUCAUUGUCAAACGUAUUGUUUCCUUUUGAUGUUUUGUUUUCAACAAAUUACCUCAGUAUCAUAUACAGAAUCGUAGUUAUAAUGUUACCAUUGACUAAUGCAUUAUUGUGUAACCAUACAGUCCCAUUAUUUGUAGCUUUACUUGAUACAUUAUUUGUAUUGACGUAAGGUUGAUAUGAUAUGUUGUAAUAUAUUAGUUAUAACACGGGUUUAGGCUAAAGUCCGUGUAAAAAAAUUAUCACUAAUUGCACUGCUUAGAAACACAUCUGCAUCAGGUGAUAAGAAGUUGAACUGAAAAAGCUUGCAUUAAUAAUAUCGGAAGUAAAAGGUACUUGUAAUCGUAAUAAAGCUCUAGCAAAAUACACACGAGUCAAAUACAAGUUAUACGUACAUAUGGAUUAUUUUUUAUUAUAAAUAUAUUGUAACAAAUGAAAGACAAAGAAAAAAUGUGCAAGAAUUUUUUUAUCUGUGUCCUUUCAAUGUGGUUUACACUUUUGUCUUUUUGUGUACUAGUUGCUAAAUUGUUAAAGAGAAAAAACUCUUUUUGCAAUGAGUUCUUUCUUUUAAGUAACUAACUAGUACUUUGAUUUAGUAAUUAACUAAUUGUAAUUUCCAUUGUAUUAUUAUGCAUAAAUGUUCAUUUUGUGUAUAUAUAGAAAUGGUCCAAAACAUUUCAAUGUCCAAUGGAAUUGUUAAACUUUGUACAAAAGUA